UUGCCAUCGUUACAGCCAGUCAAAACACGACGACGUCAUCGCAACUGGAGUCAAAGCUAACUGGUUGCUAGCGUAACUUUUUCUUUUUUUUUUUUUUCCUUCAGACUCCGUGACUUUCAUGCGCACAAGUUGUGUCCAAAAUGUCGACAGCUCCUACUCAGGGAGCGGCUUUUGGCAGCUGUCAGGAGAGGAGACUGUUUCCCCUCCAUUAUGCACCAGACCGGCUGGGAAACCAACAUUCACGACUGGGGGCGCCGCACGUCGGUCCUGGCUGCUAUGACAACCAUGAGUUCGGCUCCAUAGUUUAUACCCUGCAGAAGACACCGUGCAGUAAUAAAGGAUAUGGCCUCUCUGCAAGGACCGCAGCACGCUUUCCAGUCUGUGGCAAGCAGACAGUGACCCCUUCCCCACAGCAGUACCAGGCAGAUCAAAGCUGGUCCACAGUCCCCCCUCCCACCAAAACGCCUUUCAACUCCAACACACAGAGGUUUGAAAGCGCGCCGUGUACAGCUGACGACAGCCCAGGCCCUGGGACUUACGCUCAUGAUACCGUGACAAACAGGAAAGUGAGCUGGCCGAUGUGCUUUGGGAAGCCAGACUGGUCCAGACUGCCUCAGCUGGAGAAGUCGUCCCUCAGGGUGAAGCUAACCAGCGAAAAGGACUUCCUGAAGCACAGGAGCAGAGUGGCCUACUUAAGUCUGUAUUACUAACUCUUCUGCUGAUGAUGCCACCACGAUUUUCACUAUUAAACAACAGCAAAGCUGAACUGACUGAAACUGUCCUCAAAAGUUGUAUACUUCAGAAUUAAAGAAAGAAACUUG
Messenger RNA from Acanthopagrus latus (yellowfin seabream), 821 nucleotides. RefSeq names its product protein pitchfork-like. The transcript has 5 exons. Gene Ontology annotation, biological process: regulation of cell projection organization. Gene Ontology annotation, cellular component: ciliary basal body. The record is from RefSeq and is a predicted model, not a curated record. Lineage: Eukaryota; Metazoa; Chordata; Actinopteri; Spariformes; Sparidae. Bases 141 to 710 code for a protein of 189 amino acids. Gene Ontology annotation, molecular function: cytoskeletal protein binding.